UGUAAGUGGGAAGCUAGAGUCCCACAGUGCCACAUUUUCCGUCACUCUGUGUGUUUCUCUGCUGACCAGCUGGGACAGAAACAGAGACAACAUGAAACAAACUACAGGUCUUGUGGAGGUCAUAGAGCUAACAGAGAAAUUCACCUUCAAUCCUAAGGAGGGAAUAGACAACCCAGCAAUGGUCAUCUCAGAUGAUGCAGAGCCUUGCUCAGGGCCCACACCGCGUCUCUGCAUUCUUAAACGUGAAGAGGGUGAGUCCUUCAGCUUCCACCUGCGUGUGGAGAGGGGCUGCCUUGGUCAUGUGAUCAGACAGGUGACACCGUGGGGGGUGGCGGAGCGCGGUGGUCUCAGAGACGGGGAUCGACUCCUGGAGGUCAAUGAGAGCUUUGUGGAUGACAUCACACACCUAGAGGUGGCCAUGCGUAUAAAGCUUAGUGGGCGCCAGCUGUGUCUGCUGGUGUUGGAUGGAGAGGAGUACGACCAGGCGGUGUCACAGGGUCAUGACCUCCAGGCCCUAGCCAGAGCACACAGGGGAGAGGGCUGCAGCCCACCCAGGCUCUGCCACAUCAUCAGAGACACAGCCUCAGGCCUUGGAGUCAACUUCCUGCCUGUGGAAGGGGAGAAGGGCCAGAUCUCAGUGAGCCUGUUGAGUGGGGGUCCGGCCGAGAGAGCGGGGGUGCGUCGGGGAGACCGCCUGUUGUGGAUCGAUGGUGACACGGUGUCAGAGCUCACACACUCUGUUCUCAUCAAGAUGGUGAAGAAGUGCAGGGACCACAUUACCAUCCUGGUGAUUGACAGUGAGAGUGAGCAGAGCUAUGCCCGCAGGCGGAUGCCAAUCCUACCCACCCUGGCUGGUUCCCACCACAACCUGCCCCAUACACCCAGGAAACUCCAUCUGGUCCCUGGGCCCGAGGGGUAUGGCUUCCUCCUCAGAGAGGAGAUGACCCCAUCGGGAUGCAAAGCCCACGUAAUGCGUGAGGUAGACCAAGGCAGCCCGGCUGAGGAGGCAGGCAUUGAGGAAGGAGACCUGCUACUGGAGGUCAAUGGAGAGGCAGUGGAGUCACUGGGCCAUGAGGACAUAGUGGACAGAGUACGGAAGAGUGGCCAACAGGUCACCCUUACCACCAUCACAGCCAGUGGCCAAGAGUUUUACACGCAGUUGGAUCUAUCCCCUCUGCUCUUCUGUGGGAGUAAUGCAGUUGAACAGGUAAAGGAAAAGGAGAACCUAGCCCCACCACCACUCCCAGUUGUAGUGGAGGUUCCAAAGGAAGAACCAGUGGUGCUGCCCACUGUGCCUAGUCCACGACUUUGUGUUCUCCAGAAAGGACCUCUGGGUUUCGGCAUCAACUUGGGCUGUUUCCAGGACACCCCUGGAACCUUUGUAAGCCAGGUGGCACUGGGGGGCUCUGGGAGUAGAGCAGGACUACAGGUAGGGGACGUGGUGAUGGAGGUGAACGGACAGAACAUGGAGGAGAAUUGUCUGGAGGAUGUGAUGGUUCUGGUUCAGGAGGGAGGACAUUAUCUCUCUCUUCUGGUUGUGGAGAAGAGUGGGUACAACAAGCUCGAACAGAGCCAGAGCCCCUUCACUACUGUAGAGGCUACGAUGGAGGAGGAAACUGAUGUGAAAUCUGCCCUGUGAGUGACCGAAAAUUACCCAAGCACCUGUAUAUCUGAGAGCGUAUACUAGGACCCAUACUCAUCCAGCAUCAUUGCCACUAAAGGGUAAAGAAAGUGUUAACCCCUGUAGGUAAUAUAAGUGGUCUAAAUAUGAUUCAAAUUCAAUCUGAGGGAGAUGAUACAAAAACUAUUUCUGUGAGGAGGCAUGUCUUUAGAGGGUCCAGAUGAUGACCCCGAUGAAGAGCACAACCACAGCUGCCAGAAACCAACCCCAAAAGACAGAAGAGAUCUUGGUCUCAACUUGAACCACACAAUCUGCUGUGCUAUGGAUCAAGAUGAAGAAAAUACCUAAAUAAAGUGGUAGAUAUCAGUAUUGUAACCUCUAUCCAUGAAGAUCGACUGUAGGUUGUUAUCCUAUUAGAUUAUUGUUGUUUGAUUCAUGUAUUUAAACUUGAAUAUGUUGAUGUAAUUUGGCCUGAACUUGGAACUUAUGUAUUUUACAACAUUGAACAUGAAUGUUCUAUAUGAUGCUACCUGAAACAGCAAAUGAAUAAUGACUGCAGAAUUGGAAGUUUUAUCCCCCUCUAUUAUUUGUCUUUCUCACCAAGAAUGGAAAUAGGCAUAAUACAGUGCCUUCAGAAAGUAUUCACACCCCUUGACUUUUUCCACAUUUUGUUGUGUUACAGCAUGAAUUUAAAAUGGAUUUACAGAAUAAAAC
Molecule: messenger RNA, 2335 nt
Organism: Coregonus clupeaformis (lake whitefish)
Lineage: Eukaryota; Metazoa; Chordata; Actinopteri; Salmoniformes; Salmonidae
Gene: nherf4b
Product: PDZ domain containing 3b
Exons: 11
Coding region: 92-1639 (515 amino acids)
Biological process (GO): protein localization to plasma membrane
Cellular component (GO): apical plasma membrane
Molecular function (GO): signaling receptor binding; protein-membrane adaptor activity
Source: RefSeq, a predicted model, not a curated record